This is a messenger RNA of Penaeus chinensis, 970 nucleotides long. Its product is annotated as cuticle protein AM1199-like. The transcript is spliced from 3 exons. Gene Ontology annotation, cellular component: chitin-based extracellular matrix. The coding region runs from base 356 to 757 and encodes 133 amino acids. The record is from RefSeq and is a predicted model, not a curated record. Gene Ontology annotation, molecular function: structural constituent of chitin-based larval cuticle. Lineage: Eukaryota; Metazoa; Arthropoda; Malacostraca; Decapoda; Penaeidae.
GUGUGUGUGUGUGUGUGUGUGUGUGUGUACACGGAUCCUCUCCUUCAUGAUCUUAAUAUACAAUUCAUAUAGUUUUCACAAGCGGUCAGCAAGGAUUUAUUUUUAUAAUCUUCCGCCAGUCUUUUUCUUCAACAGAUGAUUUACACGUCUCCUCUUAAACCAGUCACUCUAACAUGAACACCAACUUCCGCCUUGAACCUCACGAACAAAAUAAAAAGUGGAGAAGACACACACGCACAUUGACCUUGUCGUAGUAUGCAUGUAUAUAAAGCUGCAGCAGAAGCAUUGUCCUCACUAAAUCUUCUUCACUUGUUCAGAGAGGAUUAUUUUCUCACAUCUCGAAGUCUCGAAAUACAUGAUGAAUUUCGUUUUUGUGCUCUUGGCGUACCUGAUGGCCGCCGUGGCCGCCGCCCCUCAGUUCACUCGACCCAACCUUCCGGAUCGACCCUUCGUCGCCAUCCUGAGGGACGAGCGACAAGAUCAGGGCGACGGAGCCUUCAACUACGUCUUCGAAGCCGCCAACGGAAUCCGCGAGUCCCGCGUGGGCUACCCCGGAUCCAAGGGCCAGACCAACAUGCAGGGAUCCUACAGGUUCCCCCUCGACGACGGCACCUUCGCCGAGGUUCGCUUCGUCGCCGACGAGUUCGGAUUCCGCGCCGAGUCCCCCCUCCUUCCAACCCCCCACCCCCUCCCCGCUCACGCUGUCGAGCAGAUUCGCGUCGCCGAGGAGCAGCGACGUCGCGGAAUUCAAUUCUAACAAAGUAUCAGAUCGCGAUAGAAAAAAAAAAUGAUUAAAAUAUUCCAGAAGAAGUGUUCUUGUGUGAAUUAAACAAUAAAUAAAUUCGGAAAUGGUAAUGAAUUCUCAUGCUUUACUCAACACUAUGUAAUAUUUGCCUAUUAUCACCAUAGUCUCUAAGCCUCUCGAAGUAUCAGGUUAGAAACAAGCCCGCAAUAAAAUACACAAACCUUA